Messenger RNA from Saccoglossus kowalevskii, 1991 nucleotides. Its product is annotated as ADP-ribosylhydrolase ARH1-like. Gene Ontology annotation, molecular function: magnesium ion binding; ADP-ribosylarginine-[protein] hydrolase activity. The record is from RefSeq and is a predicted model, not a curated record. Gene Ontology annotation, biological process: protein de-ADP-ribosylation. NCBI's taxonomy places the organism in Eukaryota, Metazoa, Hemichordata, Enteropneusta, Harrimaniidae.
GCUGCUAUGGUCCUCAGUGGUUCUGGUGACGCUCUGGGCUACAAAAACCAAGAAUGGGAAUACUGCACAUCCGGUCCACAGAUCCACAAAGAACUUGCCGAGUUGGGAGGCCUGGAAAAAAUCGUGGCUGAGCUCCCAGGGUGGCCAAUCAGCGACGAUACCGUAAUGCACAUCGCAACUGGGGAGGCACUCUGUACUGGAAAGUCAGGAGUUGAACUCUUUCAAGAAAUUUCCACGAAAUAUGUGGAGUGCAUGAAUGACAUGGAAGGAAGAAAACCUGGCCCAACCAGUUUAUUGGGCACUGGAUUAAUGAAGCCAGGUUCGCCCGAUGGUUACUGUAUUCCGUUCAAUCCUACCGGUACUGGUUGCGGUGCUGCGAUGAGGUCUAUGUGUAUCGGUCUUCGCUACCCUAAACCAAACCAGUUAGACGACUUGAUUGCGGUAUCUGUAGAGAGUGGCCGCAUGACGCAUCAUCACCCGACUGGCUACCUUGGCAGCCUGGCGUCAGCUCUUUUCACAGCUUACGCCGUCCAGGGUAAGCCCCUCCAGGAGUGGGGUGUAGGACUGUUAUCUGUUCUUCCUAAGGCAUUGGAUUAUGUAAAAUCUGCUGGAAAAUUUGUGAAAGAAAAUGAAGAGGCAUGGUCGUAUUUUGGUGAAAGUUACAAGAAAUAUUUAGAAAUUCGUGGAAUUGCAGAUGGAGAAAGCCAACCUAAGUUCCCUUCCAACUAUGGAGUACAAGAGAGAGAUGAUUUCUAUAAGACAUUGAGCUUGGAUGGAUGGGCUGGAAGAAGUGGCCAUGAUGCUCCAAUGAUUGCGUAUGAUUCUCUGCUUGCAGUUGGUUCUGAUUGGGACAAGUUAUGCAGUCAUUCAAUGUUCCAUGCUGGUGACAGUGACUCCACUGGUGUGAUUGCUGCCUGCUGUUGGGGAAUUAUGUAUGGUUUUAAUGGCGUCCAUGAAGGAAACUAUGCCAAACUUGAAUACCGGGAACGACUGGAAAAUAUUGGUGUUAAGCUUUACGAAUUAAGUGGGUUGUAAGGUCAUUUAUUGUUUAAAACCUCUUAUAUGGUUUCACUACUGCAUCAGUCCAGUGUCUCAAUUCUAAAUCGAUUUGGUCAAAAUCUAUAGAUUAUUAGUGGUUUCAUUUGACUGUAGUUCAUUCAUGAUAUAGGUAUUGGCUCCCAUUUGUUCUGUAUCUAGUCUCACUAUAUCACCAAUCAUAGAGUGCUUUAUUCAAUUAUGCUGGGUUAUUUUGCACAUGUAGUUUGUAACACAGUUUGUGAUUGGUGCAAUAUUGCAUUGUAAUCAUUGAUCAGGUAAGGGUAUUAGCCAGGAAUUUGAAAGUGCUAGGUAAAACACUUUAAAAGAUGAUUUGGGCUAUAUAUUUGACAACAUUUACAAAGAACAAGGGAAAAAACAAAAAAAAUAAUAAAAAUUUGCCUGUCAAAAAAAAUACUGACUGGAAGCUGGCUAAUACUAGUAUACUACUAGUAAUCCAGGUACACUACUGUUGUACUGGGUCAUAAACAUACAUAUGCAAACAGGAUUUGUCGGGUGUAAAUGAGACAACCUCGCUUCUUGUGUAUUCCUGAACCCACAAUUUAUUGACUAAUAUUAUAUACUGCACUAGCCGGGAAUCUAGCCGGGAAUAAGUGAGUGGAGUCGUUACCAAUAUCAGAUUUCAAUCAAAUUAUUGAGUACAUUACAAAAAAGUCAAAUACAUUAUGAUGCCAUAGAUAAACACUUAGUGUGUGUAAUAAAAUUGUUUUAAAUUCUGUUUGGUAAUUUUUGCUGGUGUACUUAUUUUUAUUUGAUGACAUUUAAAUAUCUUUUGCAUAGAAGUUAUGAUCACUUUGUCUGAAUCAGUAGUUACUAUGACAAUGCUCAGUAUGCAGUGAACAGUUUAUUUACAAUUUACAGUUUAAAAAAUAACAAAUGUGUUGUCAAUUUCUGAAAUAUUUCUAUAGGCUGUGAAUAAUAAAUAAAAGGUGGAG